AUGAACAAAUUAGAUAUUAAAUUCUGGGCAGAGAACAGUGAGAAACGUUCUAUAUGGCCUGCUGCAUAUCUACUUGGGGCAACGGAUCUUAUCCCACUACCCAAAACUUGUGAGGAUGCUCUCUCGAAAUUACUUGUCAAUGGACAUGCAAAUUAUUUACCAGACAAUUCCACAAUUGUGCUGGAUGCCCUCAUUGAUGGCAAGGGCCGAACUGAUCAGGUGUCCUUGUGGGUACCUGAUGAUUGGGAUCAUGUAUUGUCUUUGAAUGGUGGCAUCUGCAAACGCAUUCAAAACUAUCUUACUCAUAACCCAGCAACAUCAAAUGUGCCAACCAUGCUAGCCGAAAUCAUCAGUCGGGUCGAAGGCAUGAUCACUCAGCCUUCUACCUGUCAGGGAUCGGCCCCUGACCCCGCUGUCAGGGCACCCAACCACACCCCAGAACCACCUUCCCAGACUUCCCCCACUCCCCAGACCUCCCCAUCCCUACAUACCUCUCACAGCUUCAGCCCGCAUACUGCAUCAUCAACCAAUGGACCCGAUGUGAAGACAACCAGCAAAUCCUCUGGAGCCAAGCUCCACUUUGGCCUUCAAAUCGACCUACCCCUCCACACCAUGGACCCUUCCAAGGACACGGUUUCCCAUGUCUUGGAUGUCCCCAAGUCCUGGACUCCCAAACAUGCACUAUUGACGAUCGCAUCUGAGAUGGGUGUGAACCUUGAAGUUCACAGAAUUGCGUAUAAAACAUCUAAAAUGAAGGUAAGGGAUGACCCUGUCCCCAUUGACUGUGCAGGUACCCUUGCAGCCGGCCUGGAGCACCAGCGCUGCAUUCAGUCCUGCACUUUCGAGCAAAAGCACCUGAAGAUCAUCAACCUUGCCAAGGGAAAGAAAUCAUCUACUGACUCUAAAGCUGGCCCAGCCACUGCCUUGCGUUCAGAGAAAUUCUGCCAACUCUUAGAAGCCACUCUGUGCAGUAGGCAUUCUUGUCACUGUUACCCCCACCCGAAGGCAGAAUGGGGCCAUCUGCGUUUGUCAAAUGAGGCCCUCAGUCUAUGGGCUAACUGUCUGAGCGAAGGUAGGGCAGGUGUAACGUUGGACAGGCCACCCCAUCACAAUCUAUUUGACCCAUCACACAUCAAACAUGGGAAACGCCCUCAGUCCCACUCGCCCCCUCACACUUUCAAACACGCAGAUGUCACCUCAGCAACUGCAAAAAAAUACUCUCGGUCUCUCUCACCCCUUCACAACCCCAAACACAUGAAGACUGCUGAGUCACCCCAUGUUGACUCACCUGCUGGCCCAACCCCAGGGCCCAGUACAUUCAAGAUCACUUCAUCUUCACCUGCCACCCCAACCCUGAAGCCAAGGACACUCAAGGUCGCCAUCAACUCAGCAAGAUUGAGCAUACCAAUCUGUGCCCCACUCAUCAACAUAUCCUCAUCGUCGCCUGUCAUCGCGUCAUCAUCACCCACUCAUGGUCAAUGCCAAGUCAAACUCAAUCGCCAUUCAACAACUGUCAUCAACAUCACAUCAUUGCUGUCAUGCACUCAUGGUCAACGUCAGGUCAAACACCGGGUCAAGCACAACUUCCAUUUGACAACUAUCGUUGACAUCCCAUCAUCACCGACUGAUCACCUUUCGCGCAAGCAUGUCAACUCCCCUCCAAUCGCCUACCUUGGAUCCAACUCCGAAAGCGAGGAUGACGUUGGGUUUGACAUUGAACGGCAUCUUGGUGCUACCUCCCAUUCUGGGGUUAGGCAUGAUCUGGUGGAGCUCAGCAAUGAUGAGCUUGAUGAGGCCGUCAAUGAGCUUGAUGCCAACGAUGCAGACUCAGAUGUUUUCCUCUGA
This is a messenger RNA of Cantharellus anzutake, 1845 nucleotides long. RefSeq lists its product as uncharacterized. The record is from RefSeq and is a predicted model, not a curated record. The transcript has 6 exons. Bases 1 to 1845 code for a protein of 614 amino acids. Lineage: Eukaryota; Fungi; Basidiomycota; Agaricomycetes; Cantharellales; Hydnaceae.